AUGGAUGGUUCAAUUGACAAGUACAAGGCUCGUCUUGUUGUUCAGGGGUUUCGUCAGAAGUUUGGUGUUGACUAUGUUGACACCUUUGCGCCAGUGAUGAGAUUCAGCACUGUUCGUCUCAUUUUCGCCCUAAGUGCGGCGAAGAACUGCGAGAUGCACCACGUCGAUGUUAAAAAUGCUUUCUUGAAUGGAGAUCUAGAAGAAGACAUCUAUGUCAAGCCACCAACAGGAAUUGACCAUAAUACCCCUCCUGGCAUGGUCUGGAAGCUGAAUAAAAGCUUAUAUGGACUGAAGCAAGCCCCUCUGUGUUGGAACAAGAAGCUUGUUGACAAGUUGGAAGCACUAGGUUACAAAGCUGCCAAGAAAGAACCCUGUCUCUUUUACAAGAUUAAUGGCAAAGACUUCAGUAUUAUAGGUCUUUAUGUUGACGACAUCUUAACGGCGUCAAACGUACCGGGAGAAUUCGAGCGGUUUUUCAAGGGCCUAUCUGGUUACUUUGCCAUCAAAGAUGAAGGUGGUGUUAACAAAUUCUUGGGAAUCAGAGUCCAGGACUCCGACAGGACAAUAUCUCUGGAUCUGGAACAUUAUAUUGCUGACAUGAUUGAGGUUUUCAAAUUGAGUAAUCAAACAGCUAAGUCGAUACCGUUGCCCAAGAAACAUGGCCUUGAUUUCCCACAGGGCCUCGAUGCUCGUCCAGCUAACCAAUCGCUGUAUCGCAGCAUUCUUGGCAAGCUACAGUUUGCUGCACAGACGGCCCGUCCGGACAUUGCCUACGCUACAGGCAAGCUUGCUCAGUAUGCGAGUGACCCUAGAGCUAUUCAUAUGGAUAGAGCAUAUCAUGUUCUGAGCUACCUCAAAGGCACCAAGGACCUGGCAAUUGUCUAUCACAAAAAUGUACCAGGGGCCUCUCCGCGGCUUCUGAGAGGCUGGUCAGAUGCCGAUUGGGCAAACGAUCCCGACAGGAAGUCUAUCUCAGGCUUUGCAUUCUCUCACGGUCCUUCAACCUUCUCUUGGAAGUCGGCCAAACAGAAGUUGACAGCAACUUCCACAACUGAGGCUGAGCUGAUUGCUGCUUUCUCUGCCACGUGUGAGGCAGUUUACUUCCGAGAUCUUUUGAAAGAACUUGGUGAAUCUCAACCAACGACUGUCAUCAUGGAGGACAACAAAGGUGUCCUGGAUCUCAUGAAGGACAGCAAACAUCACGAGCGGACUAAACAUAUUGAUACCAAGUACAUGCGCACCAGAGACCAUGUCAAAGCCGGCGAUACCCGUCUUGAAGCUGUUGCUUCAGCAGAUAAUGUGGCAGACAUUUUUACCAAAGCUCUGGCUAAGCCGCAGUUUUUAUAUUUGAGGAAUCUUCUGGGUAUGAGUACCCGUCCUCAAGUUGAGGGGGGAAAUGGACUUGAUGCAGUGCUCGUCUCGUCAAAUAAUACCUCCAUCGUUACGCCGCAGUCAUUUUCGAAGACUCGACGACGCAAAGAUCAAGAGAUUGAAUCUUGA
Molecule: messenger RNA, 1500 nt
Organism: Magnusiomyces paraingens
Lineage: Eukaryota; Fungi; Ascomycota; Dipodascomycetes; Dipodascales; Dipodascaceae
Exons: 2
Coding region: 1-1500 (499 amino acids)
Source: RefSeq, a predicted model, not a curated record